AAAUAACAUCUCAGUUCUUUUUCUGGGAAAAUAAUUACUGGGUUUAAACAGACGAAGCUUGAGCUUUUGUCUGAUUGUGUUUGUCCAUCAAUGGAGGAUGGCGACGGUAGUUUCAGAACAGCGAGCAAGAGUAGUUUCGGGAUAGCGAGUUCAUCGCUAUGGAGGAAUACAGAUAUGGAUGUUUUCUCAAACUCCUUCCACCAGGAAGACGAUGAAGAAGCUCUUAAAUGGGCUGCUAUUGAGAAACUUCCGACCGUUGCUCGUUUGAGGAAAGGCUUGUUGACUACACCGGACGGCGAGGCCAAUGAGAUUGAUAUACAUAAACUUGGGUUACAAGAAAGGAGGAGUUUGCUUGAAAGGUUAAUCAAAGUAAUUGAAGAGGACAAUGAGAAGUUCUUGCUCAAGCUCAGGAAUCGAAUUGACAGAGUUGGGAUCCAGAUUCCUACGAUCGAAGUUCGGUUUCAGCACUUGAAAGUCGAAGCCGAAGCUCACGUAGGAAGCAGAGCUUUGCCUUCAUUCUCCAACUUCGUCGUUAAUAUACUGGAGGGUCUACUGAACUUGGUUCACGUAAUUCCCAGUAAAAGACAACAUAUAAAUAUCCUGGAGGAUGUUAGUGGAAUAAUCAAGCCAGCGAGAUUGACGUUGCUUUUGGGCCCUCCAAGUUCUGGGAAGACAACGCUCCUGUUGGCUUUGGCUGGAAAGCUGGAUCCAAAACUUAAGUUCUCAGGAAAAGUGAAUUAUAAUGGUCAUGAGAUGAACGAGUUUGUGCCUCAGAGAACUGCAGCGUAUGUCAGUCAAAAUGAUCUUCAUGUCGGAGAAAUGACAGUUAGAGAAACCUUGGCCUUCUCAGCUAGAUGCCAAGGAGUUGGGCCUCGUUAUGACUUGCUAGCAGAGUUGUCAAGAAGAGAAAAGGAGGCAAACAUAAAGCCUGAUCCAGACAUAGACGUCUACAUGAAGGCAGUAGCAACAGAAGGCCAGAAAGCAAAUUUGAUAACAGAUUAUGUUCUAAAGAUUCUGGGACUGGAGGUCUGUGCAGAUACAAUUGUCGGAAAUGCAAUGUUGAGAGGCAUAUCUGGUGGACAAAGGAAACGUGUCACGACAGGGGAGAUGAUGGUUGGACCAGCUAGAGCUCUUCUCAUGGAUGAAAUAUCCACGGGUUUGGAUAGCUCCACAACUUAUCAAAUUGUGAAUUCAAUCAAGCAAUAUGUUCAUAUUCUCAAAGGAACCUCCGUGAUCUCACUACUACAGCCAGCACCAGAGACUUAUAAUCUCUUCGAUGACAUUAUUUUACUCUCGGACGGCCAUAUUGUGUAUCAGGGUCCCCGUGAACACGUUCUUGAGUUCUUCGAAUCAAUGGGAUUCAAAUGCCCUGAGAGAAAAGGCGUGGCAGACUUCUUGCAAGAAGUGACAUCAAGGAAAGAUCAAGAACAGUACUGGGCAGACAAAGAUCAGCCUUAUAGGUUUGUCACUGCCACAGAGUUUGCAGAGGCAUUUCAAUCGUUUCAUGUUGGGAGAAGAUUUGGAGAUGAACUGGCCACUCCUUUUGACAAGUCCAAGAGCCAUACCGCUGCUUUAACAACCAAAAAGUAUGGAGUAGGAAAAAGGGAACUGUUAAAAGCUUGCUUAUCAAGAGAAUAUUUACUCAUGAAGCGCAAUUCGUUUGUCUACGUCUUCAAGGCUUUCCAACUUGCUUUUAUGGCAAUUAUUGCCAUGACCAUCUUCCUCCGGACUGAGAUGCAUAGGGAUUCAGUGACAGAUGGAGGGAUAUAUACUGGUGCAUUAUUCUUUGCUGUCAUUGUGCUUAUGUUCAACGGAAUGGCUGAGCUUACCAUGACAGUUUCAAGGCUUCCCGUGUUCUACAAGCAAAGGGAUUUUCUCUUCUUCCCUUCAUGGGCAUACGCUCUUCCUUCGUGGAUCCUCAAAAUCCCCUUAACGAUUAUGGAAGUGGGUGUUUGGGUAUUCCUCACCUACUAUGUCAUUGGAUUUGAUCCAAAUGUUGGAAGAUUGUUCAGACAAUUCCUUAUUCUCGCGCUUGUAAACCAGAUGGCUUCUGGGCUAUUCCGAUUUAUCGCAGCAGUUGGUAGAGAUAUGACAGUGGCUCUCACAUUUGGAUCGUUUUCACUGGCUAUUCUUUUUGCCAUGGGUGGUUUUGUCCUGUCAAAAGGUAUCAUAAUCACAAAGACAAGAUGA
Molecule: messenger RNA, 2190 nt
Organism: Neltuma alba
Lineage: Eukaryota; Viridiplantae; Streptophyta; Magnoliopsida; Fabales; Fabaceae
Product: pleiotropic drug resistance protein 1
Exons: 12
Coding region: 91-2190 (699 amino acids)
Cellular component (GO): membrane
Molecular function (GO): ATP binding; ABC-type transporter activity; ATP hydrolysis activity
Source: RefSeq, a predicted model, not a curated record